Messenger RNA from Dichomitus squalens LYAD-421 SS1, 1116 nucleotides. RefSeq lists its product as uncharacterized. The record is from RefSeq and is a predicted model, not a curated record. The transcript has 4 exons. NCBI's taxonomy places the organism in Eukaryota, Fungi, Basidiomycota, Agaricomycetes, Polyporales, Polyporaceae. Bases 1 to 1116 code for a protein of 371 amino acids.
AUGGAGUAUGUGCAGUGUGCACAAGGUGACGGCGAUGAGGCUAUAUGGGGUUGUAUACCUAUGAGGUGUGGUGCUGAUUCUGCAGAUGGCUAUAACAUCUGUACAGAUCAACCAUCGGGUCACCCUGCAACCACCAUUUUAGUGACGGGUUUUGGCAUUUCCUUGUUCACCCUCCUACCCACUGGCAUACCUACGCACCUGCUCUCCAUCAAACCGCUACCGACACUCAUUAUCUCCGAUGUCUACUAUUCACCUUACACCAUACACCUGGCGAUAUCUCCUCCUACUCCUUCCGGCACUCCUAUCAGCAUUCCUUCCAGCACUCCUUCCAGCACUCCUUCAAACACUCCUUCUAGUAUCGUUACCAGCGACAAUAUCAAACCAGCUUCUGACGUGCAUUCCAACACCACCUCUACUACGACAACCAAUCCCUUCGGCCCUACCGCCUCGCCGCUAUCAACGAGCGGGCCAUCUUUGACGUCUUCCGCUCCUGUUCAAACGCACCCCAACUCCAUACCUGUCCAUGCUCCCGUAUCUCAUCCAGGGAUGAGAACAGGCACGACUGCAGGCAUCGCUGUGGGAGCUGUCUCACUUGCUAUUGCUUGCGCCGUCCUGUUCGUAUGGAUACGCCGCAGGAGACGUCGCCCAACGCGGUUAGUUGGGGGAGCGACUCCAGAUCUUGAAACCGCGACGGAGGAGAUCCGGCCCCUGUCCUUGCCCUUCCCACUUCAACCAAACCGGCGGACCCAGUCACUUGCUACAUUGGUCAUUGAGAGUCUCUCGGACAACGAUGGUUCCCUCGUUCCUCAAGCAGUAUCGGGUCUUGGCGUGUUAGUUCCUCUGGAGCCCUCGACCAGCAUGGCGCCGAUAAUGUCAGAGAAACACGCUAAUAGCACACACCGCAUCGCCGGACCUGUACAAGAUCCCGCGGAGACGGAUAGUGGAGCCUCGAGUAAUCGGGCUAACACGCAUACCGAGGGCAUGAGAAGGCACGAGACGGACGGAGGUGUCCGCCUUGCUGGUGGGCGAGCGGGGGACGUUCUCGACAAUGACCCUGAUGGCCGGCGCGACUCCGUGGGAUCUACCCUGCCCCCUCCCUACUCCGAUUUCUUGUGA